AUGUCAAAUAAUUCUUCUAGCUAUGAAAGUGAUUUAGAAAAUUCUAUUGUACUAAAUGUUAAUUUAGAUGCUUUAAAAAAGUCAGCUUCAAAUGUAUUUCAAGUACAAUGCACCUCUAUACAAGAAUUUAAUGAAGGUGGAUUUCAUAAAGUAUAUAUCUUAAAGAUAGAAGAUAGUAAAGAAUAUAUUGGAAGAUUAGCAAUCUCUGUAUAUCCACAAUGGAAGACAGAAAGUAAGGUGGCAGUUAUAGAGUAUAUUCGUUUAAAUACGCAUAUCUCUGUUCCCAAAGUUUAUUAUUGGAAUAGUUCUGUCAAUAAUCUGGUAGGAACAGAAUAUAUUUUAAUAGAGUAUUUACCUAGUAUUCGUCUUUGUGAAAUAUGGAGUAACCUCAGCAUAAAAAAAAAGAAGUUAUUUCUUUUAAAAAUUAUUGACAUUCAAUUGGUACUUAAAAAACUUAUGUUUUCAAAAAUUGGUAGCAUUUUUUUCGAUAGUAAAAAUGAUCAAUUUAAAAUUGGUCAAGUGAUUGAAAGUAUCUUUUUUACUGGUGAGCGAGCAACUUUACCCACUAUGGAAUGGGGUCCUUUCAAAACAACAAAGGAAUAUAUCUUAGCAGUUAUUCGAAAUCAGAUGCAUUACUAUAGCAUGUUUAAAUCUACAAAAAAGCAAAAGUGUUUGAUUCCAAAAUAUGAAGAACUAUAUCAAUUG
Molecule: messenger RNA, 705 nt
Organism: Racocetra persica
Lineage: Eukaryota; Fungi; Glomeromycota; Glomeromycetes; Diversisporales; Gigasporaceae
Source: the annotation of a GenBank genome assembly